UCGAUGCAUCGAUGUUUUUUCGACAUUCCCACUCUGUCUUGGGUCUGACACACGGCUUUUUGCCGUCAGGUGCGAAAAAAUAUUUUCACACGUUAUUGAAGAAAAGAAAAUCGGCUUUAUUUGGUGCAUAAUUUAUUGAAAAUAAGGAAACUAACAGAAAAACGAAACAUGGAAAGGUCAAAGGCUAUAAGCACAAAUGAGGACAUUGCUGAUGGUGAAGUUGCUGAAACUAAUAAUGGUGGUUUUAAUAUUGGAACCGUAGACGAUGAACCCCGUAGCAAGUUACCAAAGCUCAGUCUGAAUGUUAAAACCACAGCGGACUUAACGCUGAAUCACUCAUAUACAUCACCAUCGUUUGCAGAGCAAUUGAAAGCACAGUGGAGUGCUCAAGAUAAGGAAGACUAUCAUGAUUUAUCCACGUCAGUAAAGGUGUUUAGAGAUCCGUUUCAGGUGUGUCUGCUACCAGAUCUGCUGCAAAACAAAAGGACCUGCCGACAACUUGUUGAUGAGAUGGUACAGAAGGUACAAUGGUCUCGGAAGCAAAUGGAUUUGUACGAAUUUUACCAAAGUACUGAUUUAUCAAAUAUGGCCGAAUGUAAAUUACUUACUAGUUUUCUGCAAAUGCUACGGCGAACAGUGCGGCCUUGGCUGGAGGCAUUAACAGGCCUAAAGUUGGAUUAUGUAUCAGCGUCCUGUUCUAUGUAUACCUGCGGAGACUACUUGCUGGUGCACGACGACUUAUUAAAAGAUAGGCAGAUUGCAUUCAUUUAUUACUUAUCCCCGUGGGAGAGUGUAGAAAAUUGGCGUGAAGAGCAAGGAGGGUGUCUCGAGCUAUUCGGUAGUGAUGAAAACUGCUUUCCUCUAUUUCCUGUAAAGCGAAAAAUAUCACCAAAAAAUAACCAAUUCGCCUUUUUCAAAGUGGGCUCCCGUUCAUUUCAUCAAGUCGGUGAAGUCACUUCUUACGACUACCCACGUCUAACCAUAAAUGGUUGGUUUCAUGGAGCGUCUAACAAUGACAUGAUUGCUGAUAUAAUGCGUCCAUUGUCUAAACUAGAUUUUAUUUCUCCAGCAAAUAACGUAGCAAUCGAUAUAAAUGAAUUAUUAAAUGAGGUGUACUUAAAACCGCAAACCAAAAAAAGUAUUCAAAAACGCAUAGAAGAUAAUUCCGAAAUUUGUUUAUAUGAAUUUUUAAGGCGUGAAACUUUUGAACAGGCCAUGGAACAACUACUCAAAGACGAUACGUUAAAAUGGCGACUGGAAGGACCGGCGAAUGCACACAAUUAUGAAGUACUCGACAUCAAUACAGCAAGCAAAACGAUAUCACGCUUAAUUGAACUUUUUGCAAGCGCAGAAAUGUUUGCCUUAUUGCGUGACUAUACAGAUCUGGACUUGGCUGGGCCAAAUGCAACUAGCCCAACGUACAAUUUACAAGUUCAACGUUGGUCGCACGGCAACUACACUGUGCUGGGCGAUGAAGCCAUAUGCGACGAAAAUACAUUGGACUUAAUUUACUAUUUGAAUGCUAGCGAAGGUGCUGCUGUUGUUACAUAUCUGUCACCCGAUGCGGAUGAACCGCGAAACAAUGAUGAUUAUAACACCGGCGAGGAAGAUGAUUCUGUAUUGCUAACUAUUACGCCAGUUGAUAAUGCACUGAAUAUUGUGUACCGUUGUGAAGGAACAACAAAAUUCACUAAAUAUGUGUCGCGCAAUACACCGCUAGAAAGAGGACCAGUCUAUGUGAUUUCAUGCAGUUAUAAAGAGUAGACUGGAAUGCCGAACUUUGAUAUGUUGAAUUGCGACGCACAAAUAUAAUCAACUGGGUUAUCAGUGCGAUAAUUAUAUUUUUAAUUUAAAUGAUCUUAAAUUUAAUGUUUGUUUAAUUAGUUCCCUUCUCCUUAAGAGGAGAUGAAUAAAUUUAUACGCUUGAAAUUGUAUUGAAAUUACUUA
Messenger RNA from Rhagoletis pomonella (apple maggot), 1947 nucleotides. It is a transcript of the gene sud1, whose product is annotated as prolyl 3-hydroxylase sudestada1. Lineage: Eukaryota; Metazoa; Arthropoda; Insecta; Diptera; Tephritidae. The transcript is spliced from 2 exons. Bases 169 to 1764 code for a protein of 531 amino acids. Gene Ontology annotation, molecular function: L-ascorbic acid binding; peptidyl-proline dioxygenase activity; iron ion binding. Gene Ontology annotation, cellular component: GPI-anchor transamidase complex; cytoplasm. The record is from RefSeq and is a predicted model, not a curated record. Gene Ontology annotation, biological process: peptidyl-proline hydroxylation; regulation of translational termination; attachment of GPI anchor to protein.